This is a messenger RNA of Schizosaccharomyces cryophilus OY26, 2375 nucleotides long. RefSeq names its product SIN component Cdc14. Lineage: Eukaryota; Fungi; Ascomycota; Schizosaccharomycetes; Schizosaccharomycetales; Schizosaccharomycetaceae. Bases 183 to 908 code for a protein of 241 amino acids. The transcript has a single exon. The record is from RefSeq and is a predicted model, not a curated record.
AAGAUACUCAAUUACAAAAUUGCUUGGAAACAGUCUCCUCCUUUUCCACACCCACUAUCCUCGAGCGUCAAAACCGUAAGACAUUGAGAGUAAAGAGGGUUUCUUUUAAAUAGCAUACUUAAUGUAACUUUUUUUACAUACAGUUUUUUUAUUAUACGCUCUUUAAAUAGCUAUGAGUCGGGAUGGAGGAUUUAUUAAUUAAUGCUCGACACCAUCUAUGUAUGCGGAAUCCCAAGUUGAUUCGAAUUGGUCUUCGUCAAAUAGAAUCUAUUUUACAUCAUAUUGCACGACCUAGUAACAUUAAUGAUAAAAUCCCCAAAGAGAUUUUUCUAAAGUUGCAAGACUCUCAUCUGUACAACUCUGUUGUUCCUUGUAUCUAUGCAUUGGACAGCCUUUUGGAUUACCAGCAGAAUGAAGAAGCCUAUUUCGAAAAUUACGUCUUUAUUCAACGCCUUAUGGAUGAUUUGUUACAUGUGAUUGAGGGCCUGGUACUAAUCCAUCCCCUUUCCCAAACAUUUUUCGAGGAUAAAACUGCUUUACAUCUAUUUAUACAGGUUUUAGAACCAAACCAGAUUACAAGCCUUCAAGUGGCAGCUUUGAAGGCUCUUGUAUGUGUCAUGGUGGACCGCCCUCUUGUUGUCCGACUAUUUGAGUCCAUUGGUGGUCUGCAUCAAAUUUGCAUGUUAUUUAAGCAUAGACAAACGAGCCAGGAUACGCGUUUGCAAAUCCUUGAGUUCUUUUACUUUUAUUUAUCUCCUGAACCUUACAAUAUUGAGGAUUUACCAUAUCGCAAAACACGGAAGGAUAAACAAAUUUAUCUUUCAAAAUAUCUUUCUAAUGUUCAAGACCUACGGAAAGACUUGGAUACUUUUAAGCCAUUUGGUAAACUGGACGAGACUUUUGACUGAAAUUUUGGAAACAACUAUUCUUUCUUUCUUGCGUUACUACACCAAAUAGCUCUCAUACAGUUUUCACAAUAUAUCCAUAAAUAAAUAAAUUAAUUAUAUUUAGCUUGUUAAGUCAAUUCGAUCCCAAACGUCCAGUAUCCAACUAAACGAACUGUGGAGACCGAUGAAGACUCCAUCCCAGCAUGUGAUAUCAGCCAAAUUUCGUCCUUCUCCUACUCCAUCACGCCUCCGUAAAAAACUAAAAGAUGGCAAUCUUUGAGACAACAAAAAUGUAGAUGCCGUUGUGCCACUGUUUGGUGACAUACCAUAAGGUGUCUGACUAGGUAAAUUCGAGGAAUUAGAUAAGGAAGAGGCAUUAGAAGUUGGAGAAGCGAAUGUCCCACCGGCUGAGGAGGAUUUAUUGUGCGACAUGGGAUAGUUUGUGGUAGUUUUCGUAGACGACAGUCGAAGGAACUGAACCAUCUGAGAAAAUUUUUCAACAAUGAAGCUAUAUCUGUUUAUUAACUCGAAUUCAUUCUUGCUCAGUGCAACGAAUGCAUACCGUCGCAAACCUCCACGAGCAUGCUGAUCAUGCAAGGAAAAGGACUGAGCAAUCACGUAUCCAUUCUCGUCGUCUCCAAAGAAUAGCGGGUUUGACAUGGAUUCUGAAAUACUCGACGACACUGAAUACUCACAACUAAGGCAUCGGACCAUCAGCCUCCUCAAAAUGGAGUAUUUGUUCUGAUUUCGCGGGUAUUGGCUGGAUAUGUAUACAAUGUCAGGGUUUUUGGUAGAAAGGGAAAAAAGUCGUGGAGGAACAUCUGGUUGUAUAAAUUCACAUGGAAGAACUGUGCUGCAAGUAACACAAGCGGAUUUUCGGGAUAAAGGACUUUGGCGAGCUGAGAAAACUGAGCCGGCUGAAUGAAUGCGAGGAGAUUCAGUUGCUUUUGACUGCCUCUGAUUACUGUCUUCAGGGUCACUUUUGAACAAAGACUCUGUAGAACUUAACAUAGGAUCUUCCGAAACUUCAGAUUCAGCAUUAUCUUCCGAUGGUGCUGAAGAUUUAGUAGCAAUGGGUGUAUCAAAAUGAUCACCCAACUCAGAACGGCGCAAUUUCUGAGUACAGAAAAUUAUUGACGGGCCUUCCAAUUCACAGAAGUGUCCAAGAGAAAAGAUGACAUCCAUAUUACAAAGUGGAAAGAACACUAAGGCAACGAAUCUAAAAGAAAUUGACCAAAAAACAAACUUUGUAUUGAUCCGUAAACCAUUCAGCGGUAUAAUAAGAAACUCAAUCCUUCUUAGAAAGCUAUUUACAUUCAAAAAUGGCAAAAUUGUUGCAACGGGCAGCGACAAAUGACUGUUAGGCCUGCAAGAUCAACUAAUAGUAAGCAAUAUAAUGUUUGAUGGCGCAUAGCAGAAGUAAGGAACUUCUAAAGAAUUCAAAUAUAAAUAUAUUAAUGAUCACAUCCAAUAAAUCUUAAAAGUAGC